AUGACCAGCCCUACGCGAGAACGCGCGGAUUCCGUAGACCACUACCCAACGCUUUGGCCCCCGUACCCUCGCCCGGACGAAACCGAGGCACGAUCACGCGAGGAGAAGAACGCUCGUCUUGAAGAAGAACGCCAGGCAAAGAUAGUUUCCGACAACAUCGAUUCGCAGAUCGAAGCCGAGAGGCAGGAGCGCCGCCGGAAGCUUCCGCAGGCCAAGAUUCUCCUCUUAGGUCAAGCCGAGAGCGGCAAGUCGACGCUACUCAAGAACUUCCAGUUACAGUUCACCCCCAAGGCAUUCAGAGCUGAAGCCGAGGCCUGGCGAGCGGUGAUUCACUUCAACCUUGUCCGAUCUGUCAACUUUCUCUUGGACCUGCUCGAGUCGAGCAGCUCUCCUCAUCCAUCCCUUACCCGGGCCACAUCCCCACCUCUGUACUUCCAACAUGGCCGCCCUGGCACUUCCAUCGCGACAUCGCCGAUACUGCCUUCUGUCAACCUCACGCCUAACCUCCGACGGCUGAAGAUGCAGCUCUCACCGCUGCGUCGGGUGGAAGAGAUGCUAUCGCAGCGGCUGAACGCUGCGCAAGUCGUACCCUCAGCGUCGUCUUCGGCCUCGUCCUCGCCCACGUCUUCGCACCAACCUUUGCUGGCCACCUACCACAACGACCGCCCGUUCGAGGUUCGGGUGCAGUCCGGCUCGGGAUGGAAAGCCGCGUUCCUAGCCGGGAAGGGGACGCGGAGAAAAGGAGAUAAAGGCAAGGAUGCUAUGCGUGAUGAGAUCAUGGAAGCGAGGACGGUCAUCGACGCGUGCAAGGCGGAUAUGGAGGCGCUGUGGGCGGACGAGGAUAUGCAAAGGGCAUUGAAGGAGGAGGGCGUCAUGCUGCAGGACCAGGCCGGGUUCUUCCUGUCCGAGAUUUCGCGCGUUGCUUCGAGAGAUUACGACCCGACAGCAGACGAUAUCCUCCGAGCACGUUUGCAAACUCUGGGCGUUGAGGAACACCGGCUCGUUAUGGAGACCAGUGCCGAAGCUGGCAAGGAAUGGAUCAUCUACGACCUCGGCGGCAGCCGCGGUCAGCGAGCCACCUGGGCACCGUUCUUCGAGGAGGGCACCAUCAAGAGAGAACCUUACCCCACGCGACCUGGUAUCACUCAGCUCUUGGACGAACACAUCGCUUCCACCAUCAUCUUCCUCGCUCCGGUCAGCGCCUUCAACCAGUCCCUCUCCGAAGAUCGCUCCGCCAAUCGGCUUUGGGACUCGUUCAACCUCUGGGAGGUCAUCUGCUCGAACAAGCACCUACAGCACGUCGCGCUGAUUCUACUACUGAAUAAAUGCGACGUGUUGGAGGCCAAGUUGAAGGCGGGGAUCGAGUUUGGGCGAUACGUGACCAGCUAUAAGGAACAGCCGAACGACGUGGAGCAUGUUAGCAAAUACCUCAAAACUAAAUUCACGCUCAUAUUCAAGCAAAACUCGCCGAAGACUCGAAAACUGCAUCUGCAUUUGACUUGUGCCAUCGAUAUCCAAGCAAUGUCUGAAGUGCUACUGCGAAUCCGAGAAGUCAUUCUCGUUAGAAACCUGCAAUCAUCAGAUUUUAUCUGAGCCAUACCCUGGAUAGCUAUCCAAGGGAGCUGCAUUUAUCUAUUCUCGUUGCUCAUCUGCUUUUCCUGAUUUACUAGUACUGCGAUUCCUACCUCUACAUUACUGUAGACUAAUAGGGCCGGAUGAUAUCUACACGAAGAGCCAUGAUUCGUCUUACAUACUCUCUCACCACUACAAUAGCUGCAAGUAGACCGUUCUGACGAGAGCGUU
Punctularia strigosozonata HHB-11173 SS5 is the source of this 1803-nucleotide messenger RNA. RefSeq names its product P-loop containing nucleoside triphosphate hydrolase protein. The transcript is spliced from 10 exons. Gene Ontology annotation, molecular function: guanyl nucleotide binding; G-protein beta/gamma-subunit complex binding; GTPase activity. Gene Ontology annotation, biological process: adenylate cyclase-modulating G protein-coupled receptor signaling pathway. Bases 1 to 1593 code for a protein of 530 amino acids. NCBI's taxonomy places the organism in Eukaryota, Fungi, Basidiomycota, Agaricomycetes, Corticiales, Punctulariaceae. The record is from RefSeq and is a predicted model, not a curated record. Gene Ontology annotation, cellular component: heterotrimeric G-protein complex.